Molecule: messenger RNA, 1031 nt
Organism: Humulus lupulus (European hop)
Lineage: Eukaryota; Viridiplantae; Streptophyta; Magnoliopsida; Rosales; Cannabaceae
Exons: 2
Coding region: 71-691 (206 amino acids)
Source: RefSeq, a predicted model, not a curated record
CAAUUCACUUGUAUAUAUUUCCCAAAACCCUGUCUUCUUCCUAAAACCCUUAUUCUCUGUGUGUGCAAACAUGGGUUCCUUCAACAACAACGGCAGCAACUUAGACAACCUACUCCUCCAGAGUCUCAUGGGGAGGCUCCGGCUUCGACCACCCAAUAACCCUUUGUUUUCGCUCUCUCAAUCCCAAUCCCAAUCUCAAUCUCCAUCCCUCGAAGAGCUUCUCUUCGAAUCCGCCAAUUUCUCCGACGAGGACUACGACGAUGACGACAGCUCCAAAACCCAGCUCGCCAAAGAAGAAUCCAAGCUCGAGAAGGAGAUAAUUCGCCUCAUCCUCACCGGAAAGACAGACCAACUCAAGCCCAAUUCAGGCCAGGCCGUCACCAUCGCCGACAACCACGUCUGCGUCGGCUUUCACCAGGAAAAGGACUCCGAGUAUCGGGUGUGGGAGUGGCACGGCCACAUCAUGCUCUUCGAUGAGGAUAACGGCUAUACCCCUGAGUACAUAUACGGGAAUUACUUUGAGAGACUUCAGGGGAAGAAUAAGCGGAAGGAAGAGGGAGAAGAAGUGGAGCCUGAAGAGGAGGAGGAGAAAGUGGUCAAUUUGGGGCUUAGGGAAUUGAUCGACGAUGGUGGGGUUGGUCAGGGUCGAAUCCUUCAUCGGAACAUGAAUGCUGACUCUUCAAGGGUUUAGUUCAGAGGACAGGACUGGAGAGGAGUGAGUGUGAUGAGUAGCUUCAGUUUGCGAAGGGAGCUUUCAGUAGUUUUAUGAGUGGAAAUGUGGAUCCUCAUCUCAACUCAUGUAAUGAUGCACUUUGGGCCAAGUGUUUGGUCAUAAUAUUUUCCCAUUAGUUGCUAUAUGUCAAAGCCAUUUAUUUCUCUUUCAUUGAUUGUUGCAAAGCCAUAAUCAUAAACUUGAAAAAAAAAAAGUUGCUUAAAUGAACUUUGAAUGGAGGGGUUUAACUUUAUAAUAUUUCUUUUGUUUAUGAAAACAGAAUAAAAGUGAAUGAAUUGUGAAAGUGAUUAGAAACCAA